GCGGGUUCCGCCGCCUCGGGAGCCUUCGGAGCCCUCAGUCCAGCGAGGUGGUGGCGGCGGGGGGCGCGGCGGCGGGUCUCCCGCGCGGCCGCAAUGCUGAGCUCCCGGGCCCAGGCGGCGAUGACCGCGGCCGACAGGGCCAUCCAGCGCUUCCUGCGGACCGGGGCGGCCGUCAGAUAUAAAGUCAUGAAGAACUGGGGUGUUAUAGGGGGACUUGCUGCUGCCCUUGCCGCAGGGAUCUAUGUGAUUUGGGGUCCCAUUACAGAAAGGAAGAAGCGUAGAAAAGGGCUGGUGCCCGGGCUGGUCAACUUAGGGAACACCUGCUUCAUGAACUCCCUGCUGCAAGGCUUGUCUGCCUGCCCCGCUUUCAUCAAAUGGCUGGAAGAGUUUACCACCCAGUACACCAGGGAUCAGAAGGAGCCCCCCCCACACCAGUAUUUAUCCUUAACCUUGUUGCACCUCCUCAAAGCUUUGUCCUGCCAAGAAGUUACUGACGAUGAGGUCUUAGAUGCGAGCUGCUUGUUGGAUGUCUUAAGAAUGUACAGAUGGCAGAUCUCUUCAUUUGAAGAACAGGAUGCCCACGAGUUAUUCCACGUCAUUACCUCGUCCUUGGAAGAUGAGCGGGACCGGCAGCCCCGGGUCACACAUUUGUUUGAUGUGCACUCCCUGGAGCAGCAGCCAGAGAUAACUCCUAAACAAAUAACCUGCCGUACGAGAGGGUCACCUCACCCCACGUCCAAUCACUGGAAAUCCCAGCAUCCCUUCCAUGGAAGACUUACGAGCAACAUGGUCUGCAAACACUGUGAGCACCAGAGUCCCGUUCGAUUCGAUACCUUCGAUAGCCUUUCACUGAGUAUUCCAGCUGCCACAUGGGGGCAUCCACUGACCCUGGACCACUGCCUUCACCACUUUAUCUCAUCAGAAUCAGUGCGGGACGUCGUAUGUGACAACUGUACGCAGGUAUAUGAAGCCAAAGGGACGUUGGAUGGGGAGAGGUGGAACACCAGAGGACCACCCUUUGUCAAGCAGCUGAAACUAGGGAAGCUCCCUCAGUGUCUGUGCAUCCACCUGCAGCGGCUGAGCUGGUCCAGCCACGGCACGCCCCUGAAGCGCCAUGAGCACGUGCAGUUCAAUGAGUUCCUGAUGAUGGACAUCUACAAGUACCACCUCCUGGGGCACAGACCCGGGCAGCACAGCCCUAAACCCGGCGGAGAGCGGGGGCCCUCGCUCGACCUGCAGGACGGGCCGGCCGCCCCCAGAUCAGUUUUGAAUCAGCCAGGGGUCCCGAAAACACAACUUUUUAUGAAUGGCGCCCUGCUCCCAUCUUAUUGCCCUACCUGCCAGCCCCAAUGCCCUUCCCCCUUCCCAGUGUCUCCUGACUACAGUUCCUCCACGUACCUCUUCCGGCUGAUGGCGGUUGUCGUCCACCAUGGAGACAUGCACUCAGGACACUUCGUGACUUACCGACGGUCCCCUCCUUCGGCCAAGAACCCUCUCUCCACCAGCAACCAGUGGCUGUGGAUCUCCGAUGACACCGUCCGCAAAGCGAGCCUGCAGGAGGUGCUGUCCUCCAGCGCUUACCUGCUGUUUUACGAGCGCGUCCUUUCCAAGAUGCAGCACCAGGGCCGGGAGUACAGGUCGGAGGAAUGACCACCCCGGCUCUGGAGCUAGAGCCGUGGCACUGUCCACACGGGCCAGGAACAAGGCAAAAUCAGACUGUGUGUGUGCACGCAAGAGGCCCCACUAGAGUCCUCAGCCUUCUGGUGUGUUCUAAGAGCAGGCUCCACGCAGGAGCCAGUGGCCCCAGUUCAAACCAGAUCAGGCUCCCUGAAUGGUGCGCACCGGAUGGUGUCCUUGUGCUGGGACAGCAUUCAUUCUGUGUAGAACGUCUUUUUACUCACCUGCUAAUUAAAAGAAAUCCAACUCUGGAAGCCACCUUUUUUAUAUUCGGCCACAUUAGGUGUUCUCAGAGGGGAGGUAACUUUGUCUAAUCCUCCGACUGGUUUCAGCCCAGAUCUUUUAUUUUUAAUAAGCAGGCCCAUAAAAAUCGUUCACGAGAAUUGGUGAAAUUGUUAAAGGCAACAAUUUAGAAGAAAAAGUGCCUUUCCCUUUCGAUUGCUUUUGUAGCACGUCCAUUUGGGAAAAUAUACGUUGUCCAAGAGUCCUAUAAACAACUUUUGGAAAGCUCUGUUCCUUCCAAGUUUCUCAACGGAUGGCAACAGGACAGUUACGAGACGCCUCAAGAACACCCACCUCCUCUUUCUGUGGGUCUUUUUUAAUCUUUGGAUUCUUUAUAUGUAGUAAAAGCGCACCUGCCAGAUCUGCCCCCAGGGGAAAUUCUUUCACUGCUCGGUCAGUUGUGAGUGAACUCCCGGGUCGCUCUUAACUCUCUGCUUACCGUGCCCCAGAGACGGGAUGACGGUACGUCCUAAAACUGCGCGAAUGGCCGGGACGGGGCUGCCUCCGUGCUGGCAUCUGCGCCUCCUCUGCUCUGGACAAAGCUCCACUCUGGACGGUGGUUCCUAACUCCGUGGCCCAUGCAGAGCUCCUGAGGUUUACAGGUGGAGCUGGGGGCUGUGUAAAAGGACAGUCCUAGCCUUGGUUUGAGAGCUGGGUUCAGAAGGAAGGGCACUGACCGUGGGGCCGCAGUCUUUCUUUCUGAGCCUCCGUUUCCUCAUUUGUAAAGUGAACAGUUAAGACUCAGUGAGCAUCAAAACCCCAGCCCUUCCCACAAAAAAAAGAGAAAGUUUUCAAUUUUUAAAAAACGUAUCAUUACAUUUGAUCAUCUAGUAUUGUCAUUUCAUUACAGGUCCGUACUCUAAAUUUAUUGGUUUCUAGUAGCCUGAUACAAAGACUGUAUUGAGCACUCUCUUCCCUCUUUGGAUAAGUCUCAUGAAUGCCUCUCAGGACCACAGGAAGUUUGAGGACACACAGUAGUAUCUAUGUUUUAGCUAGUUUUAUUUAAACAAACAAAAAAAAAGAUACCAAACUCAAAUGGACUCCUCAGAGUUAAGAUUUGGAAUCAGAGCUGUCUAAAAGGUCCCCCGAGGUAAGGCUGAGGACCAUGUUCCUUCUGGUGGGGGCAGGCUGGCAGACACUUCUAGACGAUGCCUGGGUGUUGGCUAAAAGCAGAAGUGGCCCAGGUGAUCACCAUCCCGCCUGGCCCGGCACUCACCCCCGAGGACUCCAGACUCACUACCGAUUGAAAAUACUGUGAAGGUUCUCCAGGCCCCGGGCAUCAGGGAGAGAGGAACAGUUCGAAGCAUCUGAGGCCUUCACUGCUGACGCCCCUUCCUGAUUCCGUGGCAGGCCCUGGCUUUGACGCUGAACCCAGUCCACCUAUUUUGCCUGGGUCUGGUGGAACAAACCCCCAGUUAUGUGACCUUACGCGGCGUUGCAAAGUCGCGGCUUUCGGUCA
Messenger RNA from Lynx canadensis (Canada lynx), 3418 nucleotides. RefSeq names its product ubiquitin specific peptidase 30 (gene USP30). The record is from RefSeq and is a predicted model, not a curated record. Gene Ontology annotation, molecular function: cysteine-type deubiquitinase activity; cysteine-type endopeptidase activity. Gene Ontology annotation, cellular component: cytosol; nucleus. Lineage: Eukaryota; Metazoa; Chordata; Mammalia; Carnivora; Felidae. Gene Ontology annotation, biological process: protein deubiquitination.